AUGGCCCAGUCAUAUCCUCUUCUUUUUCUUUGGCUUCUUCUCUUAUCAGCUAUAUCUAGCACAGCGAUUCCACUCCGAACAGGGAUCUUCACCCCUGCUAAGGCUGGUAGUGUGACAACAAGAGCCGAUAAGGUGCCUCUGAGAAUUCUCCCGCUCGGCGCCUCGAUUACUUGGGGGGUAAACUCUGCUUCUGGAAAUGGUUACCGGGCGCCUUUACGGGAUCAACUCACCUCGGCCGGCUGGAAAGUCGAUAUGGUCGGAACGAAACAACACGGUAGCAUGACAGACAAUGAUGUCGAGGCGCACUCUGGCGAUACGAUCGAUCAGGUCACGAAAGCGGCCCAGGGAUCUCUCAAAUAUAAGCCGAAUGUGGUUUUGAUCAAUGCGGGAACCAACGACUGCAGACUCAACAUUAGCAUCUCAGAUGCUAGUGAUCGUAUGCGAUCCCUUAUUGAGAGCUUUCUGGAAGCUGAGGACACACAAGACACAACGAUUGUCUUGUCCACCUUAAUACCCUCUGUACAGAAAAAGAUUGAGGCCAACCGUCCUGACGUCAAUCGCCAAUACCGCUCUUUGGCCAACAGCAUGCAAAAAGAGGGUGUCCGUAUCGUUUUGGCCGAUAUGGACCCUGAGACAGACGAUGAUAACAACCAGCUGUCGUACCCCGAGGAUUAUACCACGGAUGGAGUCGCAAACGACACCCACCCAAAUGAGCAAGGCUAUGCAAAGAUGGCGAAUGUUUGGUAUAAGGCAAUCUUGGAAGCAUCCGAUAGAGGCUUUAUUCAAUAG
Aspergillus pseudotamarii is the source of this 789-nucleotide messenger RNA. RefSeq names its product SGNH/GDSL hydrolase family protein. The transcript is spliced from 2 exons. The record is from RefSeq and is a predicted model, not a curated record. Gene Ontology annotation, molecular function: phosphatidylcholine lysophospholipase A1 activity. The coding region runs from base 1 to 789 and encodes 262 amino acids. NCBI's taxonomy places the organism in Eukaryota, Fungi, Ascomycota, Eurotiomycetes, Eurotiales, Aspergillaceae.